Molecule: messenger RNA, 1449 nt
Organism: Hibiscus syriacus
Lineage: Eukaryota; Viridiplantae; Streptophyta; Magnoliopsida; Malvales; Malvaceae
Product: probable boron transporter 2
Exons: 8
Coding region: 64-1449 (461 amino acids)
Biological process (GO): monoatomic ion homeostasis; transmembrane transport; monoatomic anion transport
Cellular component (GO): plasma membrane
Molecular function (GO): solute:inorganic anion antiporter activity
Source: RefSeq, a predicted model, not a curated record
AUGAGUUUCCAUUGUUGACAGAUUCAAGAGAAAGCUCAGUGGUCCUAGUUUGCAGAGGAAGCAAUGGAGGAGAGUUUUGUGUCGUUCUGUGGAAUAAAAAACGAUAUCCGAGGGCGAAUCAGGUGUUACAAUCAAGACUGGACCAGUGGCCUUAAUGCUGGUUUUAGGAUUUUGGCCCUCACCACCUAUAUAUUCUUUGCAUCAGCAAUUCCAGUGAUUUCAUUUGGAGAACAAUUGGAAAGAGACACAGAUGGGGUUCUCACAGCAGUUCAAACAUUGGCUUCCACUGCAUUGUGUGGAAUAAUACACUCUAUCAUAGGUGGUCAGCCUUUGUUGAUACUUGGAGUUGCAGAGCCGACCGUCAUUAUGUACACGUUUAUGUUCGAUUUCGCCAAGAAUAGGCCGGAUUUGGGGUCACAGCUGUUUCUUGCUUGGACUGGAUGGGUAUGCGUGUGGACUGCAAUCUUUCUGUUCCUGCUGGCUAUCUUAGGAGCUUGCUCCAUUAUCAACAGAUUUACUCGUCUCGCCGGGGAGCUGUUCGGCCUUCUUAUCGCGAUGCUUUUCAUGCAGCAAGCUAUUAAGGGACUUGCCGAUGAGUUUCGCAUACCCGAAAGAGCAAAUCCAAAGACGAUCGAGUUUCAGCCUUCGUGGAGAUUCACAAAUGGGAUGUUUUCUUUGGUUUUGUCAUUUGGUCUUCUGUUUACUGCAUUGAGAAGCAGAAAAGCGCGAUCUUGGAGAUUAUCUAUAUCCUCCGGAAGGAUCAUUGCGAGGCUUCGUAGCAGACUAUGGCGUUCCAUUGAUGGUAACUUGCUUCAAGCUACAAUGGUUGCAGGAUGUGUUGCAGCAAUGCCUUUGAUUAAAAAGAUCCCGACCUUGGUGCUUUGGGGCUACUUUGCAUUCAUGGCCAUCGAAAGCUUGCCUGGAAACCAAGUACUAGAGGAGUACCAUGCUACAUUGGUGGAAACCGUGCCUUUCAAGACAAUCGCCAUGUUUAGGGUAUUCCAGGCGGCGUACUUGCUUGUUUGUUUUGGGAUUACUUGGGUUCCGAUUGCCGGGGUUCUUUUCCCGUUGAUGAUCAUGCUCUUGGUUCCUGUGAGACAAUACGUAUUGCCCAAGUUUUUCAAAGGAGUGCACCUUCAAGAUCUCGAUGCUGCUGAGUAUCGUUAUGUAACUUUGUUCGAAGGAGAGCUGGUUAGGACAGCUUCCUUUGCUGAUGAUGGAGAGAUUUUAGAUGGAAUGAUUACCCGAACCCGGGGCGAGAUGAGCAUUUGCAGCCUGAAGGUAUCAAGCUCCACCACAAUUCCAUCCAAAGAAUUUAGGAGAACCAUCUCAGAAAAAGUGUGCAGCCCGAAGUUAACAACCUCCACCACUACUCCAUCCAAAGAAUUUACGAGAACCAUGUCGGAAAAGGUGUACAGCCCCAGAGUAUGCCAACUGAGAGGGAUCUAA